CAAAGAUGAAAAGUGGAUCAGGUUAAAACCAUCUCAUAACUCUUUCGUUGUUAUGGCUGGAGAUUCUCUAUAUGCACUUAUGAAUGGUAGACUAUCUCGUCCGUUUCAUAGAGUAAGAGUAACGGAAAGAAAGAAGACAAGGUAUUCAAUAGCAUUGUUCUCGACUCCAAACGGAGAUUACAUCAUCGAACCACCAAAAGAGCUUGUGGACGAGAAGCACCCACGUCUCUUCAAAUCAUUCACUUACGUUGACUUGAUGAGUUUCUAUCACACUGAGGCUGGUCGUAGACCUCGUUCUACUCUUCACGCUUAUUGUGCCGUCUCUGGAGCAUAAAUGUGUGCGCUUACUUACGAGAGUUUCAACAAUGUUUAAGUAGUUUCAUGGUUCAACUAAUAUCAAGAACUGCAUGUAGUACUAAAUAAGAGUUUUUGGAUUAGUUGAGUAUAUGUGUUUUAUUUCGGGAGAAGCAAUCAAGUCUCUCUUUUGUAUGAAAAAUCAAUAAAAAUAUGUGUAUGAGCAUGUUCAAUAAUGUAAUGAAUUUGGUUGGA
This is a messenger RNA of Brassica oleracea var. oleracea, 549 nucleotides long. RefSeq names its product probable inactive 2-oxoglutarate-dependent dioxygenase AOP2. Bases 53 to 334 code for a protein of 93 amino acids. NCBI's taxonomy places the organism in Eukaryota, Viridiplantae, Streptophyta, Magnoliopsida, Brassicales, Brassicaceae. The transcript is spliced from 2 exons. Gene Ontology annotation, molecular function: dioxygenase activity. The record is from RefSeq and is a predicted model, not a curated record.